AUGAAGACUGCCGCAAUCACCACUUUCAUUCUGGCAACCACCGGCACCACCCUCGCCGCUCCGAGCAUGGAGAAGCGCGCCUUGCAGCCAUUCCGAAUCUCUACUCUCAGAGCCGCUCUUUACAACAAGGAGCACCCGGAGAGAACUCGCAUUAUCUUCGGUCUGAGUGACCCCAAUCACAAAUUUGGUACUACUUGCACGGCGGAUUGGACCUCCGGAAUGGGAGGAGAUAACAAGUUCAACUGCUCGAGCACGGACUACCGCUUCAGUUUCCCGAACGGAAUCAACGAUAUCCAGAAGUUUGACUUGAGUGUCGCUCAUGUCGAUGGAAUUGAAUCUUCGGCCGGGAAGACCUCUGUUCAUGGUGAUUCUUGGAAGUGCAAGACUGUUUCGAUCCCGGAGAACGAUCCUGCAGAGAAGUGUGAGUGGGAUGGUACUCUUGAAGUUAAGGUCACACUGUCGACUUGA
Messenger RNA from Penicillium alfredii, 468 nucleotides. RefSeq lists its product as uncharacterized. Lineage: Eukaryota; Fungi; Ascomycota; Eurotiomycetes; Eurotiales; Aspergillaceae. The record is from RefSeq and is a predicted model, not a curated record. The coding region runs from base 1 to 468 and encodes 155 amino acids. The transcript is spliced from 2 exons.